Messenger RNA from Neoarthrinium moseri, 822 nucleotides. RefSeq lists its product as uncharacterized. The transcript has a single exon. The record is from RefSeq and is a predicted model, not a curated record. Bases 1 to 822 code for a protein of 273 amino acids. Lineage: Eukaryota; Fungi; Ascomycota; Sordariomycetes; Amphisphaeriales; Apiosporaceae.
AUGCCUAAGUUCUCGUCGUUAGCAACCAAGUACACAGCACUCAGUUACUUCUGGGGCACAACAGAAGAGGCAAGAUCACAACUGACGAUGACGAUGCUCACAAUUGAAGUGCGACGUCGCGGAACACCUGACGAGACUUUACCUCCACUUGCACGCGACGCCAUUCGAAUUACAAGACUCCUGUCGAUCCCAUAUCUUUGGAUAGGCUGUCUCUGCAUUGUUCAGGAUGGCACUUCAGACUGGGAAGAGCAAUGUGGUGAAAUGGAUAAGAUAUACGGAUGUGCACAAGUAUCAAUCAUUGCAGCAGCAUCUGAGUACUUGGGGAAUGCAAUUCAAUUAGACUCUUCAAGCAGUGCACUGUCGUCCGGAGGGUGGGCAUUUCAGGAGGCCUUCUUAUCCACCAAGAGGAUCUUAUUCGGAAACUGGAAUGUGUACUUCCUUUGCCCCCCUUCUUACCAGACUAGGGGAGGCUCAUUGAAGUAUGAAGCAUAUGACGCAACUGGCCAUGAUUUUGAAAAACGCUUUCUCGAAGGCGGGCGAUUUGAUCUAUAUGAUUACAUUAAGGAUGAGAACGAAGAUGCCGACCAAUGGCAGUGGCUACUGCUGGGAAGCUGUGGAGAGCACAACGCCUGCACCGAAAUCGUUGAGGGAGCGUUUAUAACUUUCCAAAUUAGUGAAGACGAGCAGGAUAAUAUACAAAACAAGGAUCAGUCCUGGCAGAGGGUGGUCACAUUUACGAGAGUCCAGAAACUUGUCAACAAGCCGCCCCCUCGAAGAGUCACCAAGCCGCCCCCUCGAAGAAUGCGAAAAGGGGACGAAUGA